This is a messenger RNA of Ipomoea nil (Japanese morning glory), 638 nucleotides long. RefSeq names its product auxin-responsive protein SAUR50-like. The coding region runs from base 92 to 505 and encodes 137 amino acids. Gene Ontology annotation, biological process: response to auxin. The record is from RefSeq and is a predicted model, not a curated record. Lineage: Eukaryota; Viridiplantae; Streptophyta; Magnoliopsida; Solanales; Convolvulaceae. The transcript has a single exon.
UAAGCAAAAAACCAUUGUUGAAGCUAAAAACCUUAAACUCCUCGCUUUCUCUCCCAUAUCUCCAACUUCUUAUAUAUUAUACCGCUCCACCAUGGGCAAGGGAGAGAUGAAGCUUACAAAGCUCAAGUCCGUGCUAAAGAAAAUGAAGUCAUUCAAACUCGGCCGCUCCAAUGCAGCCUGCUCCGCCGCCGGCAACUCUUCUUCUUUUUCUUCUUCCGACGACGAGUCUAGUAAUUACUACGCUUACAAUUCCUCCGACGACAAGAACAACCUCCACCCGGUCUACGUGGGCAAGUCCCGCCGCCGCUACCUCGUCGGCCCCGACGUCGUCGACCACCCCGUUUUCCAGGAACUCGUCGAACGGUCGACGUCCGGCAACUCCGAGGAUUCCAUCAUCACCGUCGGAUGCGAAGUAGUGUUGUUCGAUCACUUUCUGUGGAUGCUCGAGAACGGCGAUCCCCAGCCGCCGGAGUGCCUUGAUGAGCUUGCCGGUUUUUACACCUAAUUAAAUUCUUUUAUAGCGCCAAGUAACGGAAAUUAACCGUUCUUGUCGGAUGCCACAGAGAUGACAGUUAUAUAUACACAAUACAUUCAUCCUUUUGUUGUUAUUAUUAUUUUUUACCCAGAAAAAAGUUCAA